AUUCCACGAUCGGCCGUGGGCUAAUCGGAUCGAGUCCGGAUCGUCGUUCGAUUAUUCUAGUGUUCGCGUCUCGUACUUUAUUAUGAUCAUCUAAUUUCAUGACUUGAUAAUAAUUCAUAAAUAACAAUAACAACAAAAUGUACGAACAAAAAUGUCUGUUAACGUUUGCCGUACUGCACCACCUAUUAGCGUACGGUAUGGUCUCUGCUGGAUCACCGACUGGUGUGUACAUGGACAAUGGUGUACAGACAGUUAAGCAAGAUCUCAUGUCGGUUGAGGAGCGAAACGAAGUUGAACAAGAGAUACUGACCAUGUUUGGUGUGCCGAAAAUACCACGAAAAUCUCCAAAGAACCUUGACGGUUCGGCACCACAGUUUUUAUUUGACGUCUACAGAUCUAUACAACAAGACGGUUUACACGACAGAAAAUCAAGAAGUGUUUCAGAUAUUGGUCAAUACGAUGAUCGUACCGUACAAGAUAGUGAUGUCAUUGUCACACUAUACCUAUCAAAUCAUUCUCCGGUUAGUAAUGUUCGACAUGAACAUGGUAAACGGAUUUUAUUUGAAUUAAAUGAUGUACCACCUGAAGAAACUCAUAUGAUUACUUCAGCUGAAGUUCAUUUGUACCAAUCUGGAACUUUAAGUAGUGUUAAAAAGUAUUCGGUAACAUUGUAUCAAGUAUUAAUUACAAAAAAUGGAGAAAAAGAAUUAGAAUUUGUGGAUACCCAAAAUACAACAACAGAUUAUGAUGGAUGGCUUCGGUUUAAUGCAACUGGAGCUUUAGUUUCAUGGACCCAUUACUUAUACCCUAAUAGAGGAUUAUAUGUUUCUGUACAUUCUCAUGACAAUGAAGAUCAUGAAAUCAAGCCUGAAGAAAUUGGUAUGGUGACUUGGGCUGAUAAACAUCAAUUAUCUGAAGCAAAAAAACCUUUUAUGGCUGUUUAUUUGAAGUCCAGAAAUGGAGGUAAUAUAGUUGGUGGUCCUUCUCUUCAAAAACAUUAUAGACGAAGAAGAAGGAAAACUAUUGAAAGUAGUUACAAUUCAAACCCAUUUCAAAACAUAGCAGAUGGAUUUCAAUCAAGAAGUUGUCAAAUACAAACCUUAUAUGUGAGCUUCAGAGAUCUGGAAUGGCAGGAUUGGAUAAUAGCGCCAGAUGGUUAUGGUGCAUUUUAUUGCACAGGCGAGUGUAAUUUCCCACUCAAUGCUCACAUGAAUGCCACUAACCAUGCAAUUGUUCAGACAUUAGUGCAUUUGAUGAGUCCUCUACAAGUCCCUAAACCAUGCUGUGCUCCAACAAAAAUGGCUCAACAGGCAGUACUAUUUUUUUUGGAAGAUAACAAUGUUAUAUUAAAGAAGUAUAAAAACAUGAUAGUUAAAAGUUGUGGGUGCCAUUAAAAAUUGCCCAUUUGAUUUAAAAUGGAAAGUACAUAUAUGGCUGUUAACAAAAAAAUCUGAAAUUGACAAUUAUUUUUAGGAAACUUUUUUUACUCCGUCGUCUUAAGUUUAUUGUUAACUAUUGUGUAAUUUAUUAACACAACCAACUAUUUACACAGAUAAAAAAGGUAUAUUAUUUAUAUACUAUAUUCUUUAGAUCAUAGUGAUAUUUUAAAAACAGCAAACAAUUUAUAUUUUAAAUUAAUCAAAUUUACUUGACAAUAUUUUUAAUGAUAUUAUAAAUACUUGGAUUCUAACUAUAGAAUUAGAUAGUGUCAAAUGCGAAUCAGAAUUUUUAUAAAAUUAUUUUUUGUUAUUCAUUUCAAUUAUAAAUAUGAACACGAUACUAUUUUAUUUUAAUUAGUUUAAGUUAAGUUAGUAUAAUAACUAUUUUAAAAUCUCUUAUUUUAGGAAAAAUAUAUUGAAUUUCCUAACUUUUCAUGUUGAAAAAUAAUUUGCUAUUUUAUUCAUAGUAGCAAAAACUAACUCAUUGAGUGUUAGAUACUUAAAUUGUAGGUGGGUGCUUACUGGUGUUUAUCGCCAGUAAAAUGUAAUGACAAUAAACUAUUAUCUUCAAGGAAAAUAUAAAGUUUACUGUUACUUAAAUACAAUUUUUAUUUUUAUUUCAUAUUAAAAACAAAUUUAUUUACAAUUAUUUAAUGAAUCAAUGUGUAUUUAACACUAAUUGCAUUGAUGUUCAAGUUAAUUCAAACUUAAUAAAAUGAAGAGUCAAGAAAUUCUUUUUUCAAAGUUUAUAUUACUUUAUUCAUUCUAGAACACUUAAAUUAUUUAAUUUAAUUCUAUUAAUUAGCACAUUUUAUAAAUAUUGAAUUAAGUUAA
This is a messenger RNA of Rhopalosiphum maidis (corn leaf aphid), 2273 nucleotides long. It is a transcript of the gene gbb, whose product is annotated as protein 60A. The record is from RefSeq and is a predicted model, not a curated record. Gene Ontology annotation, cellular component: extracellular region. Gene Ontology annotation, biological process: BMP signaling pathway; SMAD protein signal transduction. Gene Ontology annotation, molecular function: cytokine activity; growth factor activity. The transcript is spliced from 6 exons. NCBI's taxonomy places the organism in Eukaryota, Metazoa, Arthropoda, Insecta, Hemiptera, Aphididae. Bases 138 to 1394 code for a protein of 418 amino acids.